Messenger RNA from Lotus japonicus, 1128 nucleotides. RefSeq lists its product as uncharacterized. Bases 118 to 1077 code for a protein of 319 amino acids. The transcript is spliced from 5 exons. The record is from RefSeq and is a predicted model, not a curated record. Gene Ontology annotation, biological process: aromatic amino acid biosynthetic process. Gene Ontology annotation, molecular function: oxidoreductase activity; 3-dehydroquinate synthase activity. Lineage: Eukaryota; Viridiplantae; Streptophyta; Magnoliopsida; Fabales; Fabaceae.
GCUGCCGACUCAUGAUUCUUGGGAACUACUUCCAAUGCACAAAACUUCCAUUGACAAAUAAAGUUUUAACUUCCAUUGACAAAUAAAGUUUUUAGCUUUACCAUCAUAAUCAUUGUCAUGGUAGCACAGAGUGUGAUAGUGAUCCAGGAUGCAUCAUCUAGAGAAGUCAAUACUAGAGUUUUUCAUUGGGCUCUGAGGGGCUUAUCACUCAAGUCAGGAGAUAAGGUGACCCUUGUUGCAGUUCUGCAUCAAGUUAUCAGUCCUUUGGGAUACAAAGUUAGUGUGGAUAGCAGGUUAACAUUUGGAGCAAACCAGAAGAUUAUUAAGGCAGAAGCUGCAAGGAAGAAACAAGACUAUCAGAAAAAUGAGGAGCUUGCUCAGAUUCAUAAACUAUAUCGAUCAAUGAAGGUUAAUUUUGUUAUAGAAUUAGCUAUGGGAUCUUCACCUAAGUCGGUUGCAAUUAAAUCGGCCACAAAUCUAAAAGCCACUUGGAUGAUACUAGACAGGAAAAUGAAGAAUGAUGAGGAGUAUUUCCUUAAGAAGCUUUCAUGUGGCCUAUCAAGAAUAAAGAGUUCCAAUACAAUUGUACAUUUAAGAGAACCACUAGAUCUCCCACAACAAACAAGAACAGACAGCAGCUCCCAAAUAUAUGCUGACAGUAUACCACUACCAGACUUUUCAAGUGAACUGGAUCAUUGCAGCAUUGACACUUUCUUCAACAGUCAAGUAAAAAGUUAUCGGAUGAACCAAGAACAAGGACAGAGACUGAAGAGCCCCCAUGAUGAAGCAGGGUAUUUAGCCCUUGGCAGUAAUCAAACAGGAGACAUGAAUCCUGAUAAAUUGAACAUGGAUAAGCUCAAGCGAGAAAGCUCUAGCACUGAGGUGUAUCAGAAAACUGAAAGAUACUUGCAUUCUGGUGGAGCUAGGAACUUCUAUCUUGGAGGGGCUGAAGAAUAUACAGCAUGUCAACAACUUUUUGAUUUGAGUACUUUUCAUAAAAGAAAGGCUUACCCCUGUAAUUGUAAAGGGAAUCAAAUCCAGGGCCUAGAAAAUUUUUGCAUCAAAUUGGGUCCCUAGAAAAAAAUUUUUAAUUCAAUUAAGGCCAAAGUGUGCCAGCUCUCAAUUUUA